Molecule: messenger RNA, 5172 nt
Organism: Argiope bruennichi
Lineage: Eukaryota; Metazoa; Arthropoda; Arachnida; Araneae; Araneidae
Product: BTB/POZ domain-containing protein 3-like
Exons: 4
Coding region: 479-1834 (451 amino acids)
Biological process (GO): neurogenesis
Cellular component (GO): cytosol
Molecular function (GO): protein binding
Source: RefSeq, a predicted model, not a curated record
AACAUCUUCAUUGAGCAUUUUAUUCGGAGGUGAAAAAAGUGCAAGAUUUUCUGCUUUGCCAUCAUUUCUCAGAAACACCCACGCCGCAUGAAGUCGCAACCCCAAAAACGUUAUUUAAAACAGGCUGCAACACAUGACAGUUCUUUAUCUUUUAGCACAAACAUUCUCACAAAGAACGGCAUGUAUGCCAGUCUAGAUGAAACAACCUUUUAAUAAGAAGGAAUUGUGCUUUGAUCGAAAAUGUGUUUUAAGUGCUGGCAGUAGCUCUUGAGACCUUGACCCAGAUGGGGUGGUCAACCACGGGUUCUUUGAGGGUGGAAGGGACAGGAGGGAGAAUUGUGUCCUUCAGGGUUCUUGAACCGUUUCGAUGAAGGGGAAAGGAAAACGACGGAGAAAGUAGUUUCGGUUUAGAUGCGCAGCAACUCGGCGCGCGAGGAUUGUUUUGAGAUUUUCGUUCCUUGGAAAAAGAACUAACAGAAUGGAGAAGCCAACAGAAAUUCCGGAAGAACGAAAACUGAAAACUCAAAUAGCCAAUCUUUUAGAAAAUGAAUCCUUGAGUGAUGUGGUUUUCUUAGUAGAUCAGCCUGCAAACAGGUAUCCAUGCCAUAAAUUAAUCCUUGCUUUGGGAAGUCAAGUUUUCAAAGCAAUGUUUUAUGGCAAGAUUAAAGAACAAGAAGAAAUCCGUGUUCCUGAUGUUACCAAAGAAGGAUUCGCUAUUAUGCUUCGAUAUCUGUAUUGUGGCGAAAUACAGAUCGACAGCGAGUAUGAGGCCUUCGAAGCUGCUUAUGCAUCAAAGAAGUACCUAAUCAAGCCUCUCUUCAAGGCUUGCGAGAGCUAUCUUCUGUCCAAUGUUAUUCUUGAUUCUGAAACCGUCUUCUCCCUCUAUGAAGAAGCAGCAUUUCUAGAAAUGAGGCAGCUCCAAUCUCGGUGCCUUGGGUACGUUUCUAGAAAUGCCAGAAAGCUGCUGAAUUCUGAAUCUUUCCAUACUGCUUCGAAAACAACUAUUCAGGACAUUUUGAGGCUGGACCUAAUGGACAUUGAAUCUGAAGUUGAAAUCAUAGAAGCAAUCUGGCACUGGGGCAAGGAACAAUGCAAAGAGCUGGACCUUGAAUGUUCCGAGGAAAACGUUCGACUCGUAACAAAAGAUUUUUUGCAGCAUGUCAGAUUUUUGUCCAUGCAGAUUGCCGAUCUGGAGAAAGUUUUAGAAAAGUUUCGACUCCUAGAUACUUCUGAUCGCUUGACUAUUCUGUGGAAUUUGACGAUGCCGAAAGUUGUUACUGGAUCAUCCAAAACUCAUUCUAGUCUUUGUGAAAUAGUUCGAACAAGAUCAGUCAGUAACUGCUCAAGAAUCGAACUACCCACAGAAUACAGAUAUGACGGCAGUCUGAACAACUUCCUAAUCGAUGAACAUUGUGCAACAGUUGAAGUUACAGUGACAGGACCACCAGUCAUCAUCAUCGGCGCUGUCAUCGCAUUCAGACCUAUCUCAUGUUAUUCCGCAGUCCACAGGACACUGGAUUUCGAACUGAGAAUUGGCAACAAAAUGACGAAUGUCAAGUCAUGCAUCAAAUCCAGCCAAAAAGCUCAAGACGAAGAAGAAACGGCGGAGCAAUUAGAGCGGGAACUGUUGUUGGACGAAUAUGUUGAAAUUUCUGAAGGUGAAAAGGCCGAACUGGCAGUGCAGAUGGCUGCAGAAGGCGUCCGAGUUAUGCAAUGCCUUGAAAAAAAGUUUUCAACUCACUGUGGGAAUGCUUGCGUUACUUUCGAUUUCAACACAAAUGAUACGGAGAAAUUAUUCUUUCCAGUUAAAGAGUUGAUGUGUGUGUGCAGUUAGUGUCGUAAAGUUAACUGGAAAAAAAUCGAUGGAACGUUUAUCGAUGCGUGAAAACAUCGAAAUUACGAACAAAUUAUCUCUUCAUACAGAAGUUAACCAUGCGAAUAUACGGUUUAACUCCUUUCAGUUAGUCCUUGAAUAUGUGCCUUGUAUUUCAGACCCAUAAGGCUAACUUCAUUUUCUUCUUCACAGUAUGGAUUAGCAGUUGUGCAGAAAUGCGAAAAAAGACUGAAAGGAAUUAAUGUCCAGGUCCCAUGAAGGAUAAAAAGUGAUAUAUUAAUUUUACUUUAAACAGGAUGGAGUGCGGAAAAAUAAUUGUUAUUUUGAGACCCAGGUUACGCCAUUAAAUUUGACUUAGAUUUCUUGGCGAGCUGUAUCAUGUACAAUUGUAUUAAAUUCAGUUUUCCUUUUUAGAUAAUAAUUAUACUUUUACGCUUCAUUUUUUCAUUCUUCAGGAUUUGUCGCACAUGGAGAGAAACAUGUUUUUUUUUAGUAAUUUGAUCAUCCUAAGACUAUUAUCAUAACUGACUUAAUACUCUGAGAAGUAUUAAAAGUCAACGGUUUUGUCAAUAAUUUUUGGAAUUCUCUUUAUAUUUUAUUGAGUUAGAGAAUAACAGCUAAAAAGAAUUUGUUUCUUUUUCCUCAAAAUUUGUAUUGCUAAAUGUUUAUAUCAAGAUCUAUAAAUGCUGAUUGAAUGUAAUUAUUUUGCAUUGUCCACUUGAGGGAAGUUUGUAAGCGAAGAAAAAGUUUAUAAGAUUCUCAACAAACAUCUUAUAUUUUGUAUAAAGCGCUAUAAGGAUAUUUUUUAUGUUUUGCGAAAAAAUUUUUGGCUUUUAUAAUAAAAAAAGAGAGAAAUGAUUGUUAUAUGAAAUGAAAACUUAAAAUGUUUUUAUUUAAUAGUAUUGAAUUAUUAAAAGCAUAGAAUAUGCAAUUUAAGUCUUAUAAUAUUACUUUUUUUCAGCAUAAAUCGCAUCUCCAGCAUAACGGUAUAUAUAAUUUAUGAAAUAUAAAAAAUAAUUUAUAAAAAAUUUAAGUAAAAUUAGAGGAAUAUUUUGUAAAAUAAAAUAAAUCAAUGCAUUUUAAAUUAGAUUUAUUUUAGUAAUGCUAUCGUUGAAGAAUUAUUUUAAAAUAAUCAGAAAACAAUAUUAAAUAAAUAAAAAAAAUUAAGAAUAAAAAUUUAAUUAAAAUUUUAAUGCAAGAAUUAGAAUUAUAUUAUGACAAAGAUUUGAAUUAUAUGAAAAGGAAUUUAAUAUUCAUGUUAGUUUAUGAGAAAGACAAAUUAUUUUAAUAUGAAUAGUAAACGAUAUUAUGUAAAUCAGACAAGACAUAAGAACUAAUGAGAAAAAAACGGAAAGAAAGUUCUAAUAAGGGAACUCGAAUUAUGUUACGAAGGAAAUUUAGUAAUUGCUUCAAACGACAAAGAAUUGUUUUUAAUGUUCACAAUAUUUAAUUGAAUCAAAAUUAAAUUGAUGCACCAAUCAUUUUACGUGCAACUAGUGUGUACAAACUGAUUUCAUUAGAUUUUUGAAUGCAGGUAAAAUAACUGUAAAUAUUCUAUAUUAUUAUUAAUGGAAGUCAUUAAAAAGUUGCCAUAUGACGAUUAUUAUUGUAUAUGAAAAUGAUAUUCCUGCUUUUAACUAUACAAAUUAUUCUGUAACUGUUACACGCAAACCUUUUAAUUCUAGUCUAAAAAUCAAUUUUUUAAAAAACAGGAAUAAACGUAUGUAUAUAUAUACUCAUAUAUAUAUAUAACAGUUUCGUGCGUUGAAAUUCAGCCAUCAUUAGCAUAAAAUUAAUAUUUGUAUUGUAUAAAUAUGAAUUCAGUGUAUAGCUGUUUUACAAAUGAAGGUAGCACAGAAUUUUAUCAUUAUGAUACAAAUCUUUGCUACAUUCUGGACUAUGUGUUCAUCAAGAAUUAAUUCCUGAAAUGUGCCAAAGUUAAAAGUUAUUUUCGAAUUUUCAACUCUAAACAUGUAUCAUUAUUAGCUAAUUAUUUUUUAUGAAUGGUUUUACAAUGGUAGCAAUAAAUGAAUUUUCUGUUUUGUUUAUUUUGUAUCUAUAGAAAUUCCGUAUAGUUAUUAAACUUCCGGUAUAAUACUUUCCAUUUCAAGAUGUUUAUAGGAAAUUAAAGUCUUUUAAUUAUUCUUAUUACUUGAGAAUAUUUUGAAGAUGCCAUAUUAUGUUUUCUUUCUCUUCUAAAGCUUUGAUUGCUUACUUAAAACACUAAUCUGUUUUUAUGGAUUAACUACCAUAAUUACGUUGUUAGUGCUCUUUUCUAUGAAACUGUAAAGCAAUUUGCAUUUAUAUUGAGGUCAGUUUUUACCGUUUUACUCAAGUGGUUUAUAAAAUUAACAAAUAAAAAAGUCGGAGUUAAAAAAGUAAAUAGAAUUCUACUUUUAGGGUUCAAGUGGUGAAAAUAAUUUGAACUUUGCGCUCAAAAUGAGAGUCAAAUAUUUUAAGUCUGCUUAAAUUGGAGGUUUAGUACUUGGAGCUGUUGAUAAAUAAAAACAAAAUAAUCGUAGGUAGGGUUUAUGCGAUCAACUAAAGCAAUCUUUUCAUAUCGCAAAUAGUUAAAAGCUGUGCAUCUCGAAUGUUCAGAGAAAAUACUGCUAGAGUAUAAUAUUUGGGAUUAAUUAUUUUUAUUAUUCCUAGAUGAUGAAAAAAUUAUUAAAGGGGAAAGUUGAAGACUUUUUUUUAUAUUGAGAUAGAAUUAGUAUUUUAAUUUUGCAAGAUAAAACUACAAAAUGUCGACCGAAUCGACAUUUUAUGAUUUCAUCGAAUAAAUAAAUUUUCGGAAUUCUAAUGCGCCGAAUAAUGUUAAUCGAAUAAAGGAAUAAAUAGAAAAAAAUAAGUAUUAUUAAUUCUUGCAUUAAUAGUUUAUUUGAAUUAUUUACAAAUUCGAACUAAAAAAUUGGUAGAAAAUUAUUUUAGAUUUAAAUUUUAACAUCAGAGGUUGCAAAACUUAUAUCUUUCUUAUAACGGUCCUUAAAUCGAACAUUAUGUUGAAAUACCAUCCAGGCUCUCUUUAUACUUAUAAAAAUAAGAAAAGAUACUGAAAAGAACAUUAGCUGUAUCAUAGCGAGAUGAAAUGGAUGUGAAAAGUCAAACAUGAAGUGCUUUAUUUUUGAUUAUAUGAUUAUUAUUAUUUAUUGUUGAAAUUUAAUAAGAAUUAACAUGAACAGCCUAUUUCCUACAGUGUUCUUAAGUAUUAUUUAAAAUAGAGUUUGAUAUAUGAAGAAAAAUUCUAAAAAUAUAAAUAAUAAAAGCCAUUAUUAAAGGAAUACUUAAUAAUUGUUGCAUUAUUUAUUUUCAUUUAUUUGUGCACUUUAUAAUGGAAA